Molecule: messenger RNA, 1311 nt
Organism: Pararge aegeria (speckled wood butterfly)
Lineage: Eukaryota; Metazoa; Arthropoda; Insecta; Lepidoptera; Nymphalidae
Product: UPF0587 protein GA18326
Exons: 3
Coding region: 87-572 (161 amino acids)
Molecular function (GO): zinc ion binding
Source: RefSeq, a predicted model, not a curated record
UUACACUUUGUUGUUGCCGAUACUUGUUUUGGUUUUAAAAAAAAAUCUAAGUUUCCACAUAGCAUACGCUGUUAAGUGGCUUUAAAAUGGUAAAAAUAUCAUUACAAAUACGAGCAACGCUGGAAUGCAUCGAGAAGUUAUACACAAGUCAUCCACAUUACCAAUGGUUCUUGAAACUAAAGUGCAGCAGCUGCGGCGAGGUGACCGAAAAGUUCCACGAUCUCACGGAAGCUGAUAAAGUGCCUCAGAAGCAUAAUAGGUCGGAAACGAACCUUCUUAUUAAGUGUAAGCUGUGUUCCAGGGAAAACAAUAUUGAUGUUAUCGAAGGAAGCAAUGGAGCAUUUACAAGCAAUGAUGUUGGUAAAUACAAAAGCAUAGUAACAUUCGAUUGCAGGGGUAUUGAGCCUGUUGAUUUUGAACCUAAGUCUGGCUGGAUUGCGGAAGCUGAAGAUGAUGGUAAGAAAUUCGAAGAUGUUGAUUUGACAGAAAAGGAAUGGGUUGACUAUGAUGAGAAGAACAGAACUUCAGUAGGUAUUUACGAAUUAGAGUGGCAGUUUAUUAAGGUGAAAUAGUUUGUAACUUCAAAAAGAUGAACUCUUAUUAUCUUUAAAUAAUAAUGUACUAGAUAUGUGUUCUUGUACAAAAUAUAACAGCUAAAAUCGCCAGGUUUUUAUUGAUAUUUGUCUGUUGUGUUUAAAAACAUUGAAUACAGAUAAUAAUAAUUAUGUUCUCAUUUAACACGGUAAAUUUAGGAACUCUUAUCGCCUGUUUUGAACAUGAUUAUUAGAGAAGUAUCAAAAAAAGGAACAAAUUUGUGGGUGAGAAUAUAUUUUUCACUUAGUUUGCACACACAGCCUGGUAGUAAACGUAGACUGGGUCAUCACUUCUUACUGAGAAGAUUACAGUCAGGACUAACUUAUGGUACAAUUUAAAAAAAAACUUCAAAAAUGGACACUACCAUCUAGUAUAUUGUUGAUUGAAGGUAAUCAGGAAAACGUGAACAGGCAAUCUUUGCAAAGACUAAUAAUUUAUGGUGCCAACUCUGGAUAACACAAAUCACACUAAACUUAAUUUACAGGUCUUAAAGUAGUGCUGUCCUUUUAACAUGUUUAGUUUAGUGAUUUUGAAGUGAAACUUGAUAUCAAUGUGGGAAUCAAAAAAAUACAUUGAUAAUAAGUUUAUAAAAAUACCAAAAAGAGCUGGUUUUUGAUAUGGUAUUUAGUCUUUUUUUUAUAUAAAUGAAAUGUGUUGUAAAUUAUACUCAUUUAAUUCUAAUAAGUAUGUAUCUUUACUAUAUAUACUUAAAUUUAA